Molecule: messenger RNA, 1527 nt
Organism: Lontra canadensis (Northern American river otter)
Lineage: Eukaryota; Metazoa; Chordata; Mammalia; Carnivora; Mustelidae
Product: cytochrome P450 2E1
Exons: 9
Coding region: 24-1508 (494 amino acids)
Biological process (GO): xenobiotic metabolic process
Cellular component (GO): cytoplasm; intracellular membrane-bounded organelle
Molecular function (GO): iron ion binding; oxidoreductase activity, acting on paired donors, with incorporation or reduction of molecular oxygen, reduced flavin or flavoprotein as one donor, and incorporation of one atom of oxygen; heme binding
Source: RefSeq, a predicted model, not a curated record
UCAUCAGUGACCCCAAAGUCACCAUGGCUGCCUUGGGCAUCACAGUUGCCCUGUUGGUGUGGAUGGCCACCCUAAUGCUUAUAUCUAUCUGGAAACAGAUCUACAGCAGCUGGAAACUGCCCCCUGGCCCUUUUCCACUGCCCAUUAUUGGGAAUCUUCUUCAGUUAGAUAUGAAGAAUGUUCCAAAGUCUUUCACCAAGCUAGCAGAGCGGUACGGGCCGGUAUUCACCUUGUACCUGGGCUCCCAGCGCACUGUGGUCCUGCAUGGCUACAAGGCGGUGAAGGAAGCUCUGCUUGACCACAAGAAUGACCUUUCUGGCAGAGGAGAAAUCUUUGCAUUCCAGUUGCACAAAGACAGAGGGAUUACUUUCAACAAUGGACCAGGCUGGAAGGACACCCGGAGACUCUCCCUGACGACGCUCCGGGACUACGGCAUGGGGAAGCGUGGCAACGAGGAGCGGAUCCAGAGGGAGAUCCCCUUCCUGCUGGAGGCGCUCAGGGGCACCCAGGGCCAGCCCUUCGACCCCACCUUUCUGCUGGGCUUUGCCCCCUGCAAUGUCAUCGCUGACAUCCUCUUCCGUAAGCGCUUCGACUACACGGACGAGACGGGCCUGAGGGUACAGAGGCUCUUCGAGGAGAACUUCAGGCUGCUCAGCACGGGCUGGCUCCAACUUUAUAACAUUUUCCCAAGCUAUCUGCACUACCUGCCUGGAAGCCAUUGGAAAAUGUUAAGAAACGUGUCUGAAAUAAAAGAUUACACUUUGGCAAGAGUGAAGGAGCACCAGCGGUCCCUCGACACCGGCUGCCUCCGGGACUUCACGGACUGCCUGCUCCUGGAGCUGCAGAAGGAAAGAUACAGUUCAGAGCCCUGGUUCACCCUGGACAAUAUUGCUGUGACUGUGGCUGACCUGUUCUUUGCGGGCACAGUGACCACCAGCACCACUCUGAGAUAUGGGCUCCUGGUUCUCAUGAAAUAUCCAGAGGUCGAAGAGAAACUCCACGAAGAAAUCGACAGGGUGAUCGGGCCAAGCCGCAUCCCUGCUAUCAAGGACAGGCUGGAGAUGCCCUACAUGGACGCCGUGGUACACGAGAUUCAGAGGUUCAUCGACCUCCUGCCCUCCAACCUGCCCCACGAAGCAAACCGGGACACGGUGUUCAGAGGUUACAUCAUCCCCAAGGGCACGGUUGUAAUUCCAACCCUAGACUCCCUCUUGUUUGACAAGCAAGAAUUCCCUGAUCCAGAGAAGUUUAAGCCAGAGCACUUUCUGAAUGAAAAUGGGAAGUUCAAAUAUAGUGACUAUUUUAAAGCAUUUUCUGCAGGAAAGCGGGUGUGUGUUGGAGAAGGCCUGGCUCGCAUGGAAUUGUUCCUGUUCUUGUCCGCUAUUCUGCAACACUUUAACCUGAAGUCUCUUGUUGACCCCAAGGAUAUUGACCUCAGUCCCAUCGCAAUCGGGUUUGCCAAGAUCCCACCCCAUUACAAACUCUGUCUCAUUCCCCGCUCAGGCUGAAAACCACCCCCACCCCCGC